Molecule: messenger RNA, 255 nt
Organism: Trichoderma harzianum CBS 226.95
Lineage: Eukaryota; Fungi; Ascomycota; Sordariomycetes; Hypocreales; Hypocreaceae
Exons: 1
Source: RefSeq, a predicted model, not a curated record
UGGGAUCUUAAAAGCUGGGAUCUUGAAAGCUGGGAUUUUAAAAGCUGGGAUUUCGGAAGCUGGGAUCUUGAAAGCUGGGAUCUUGAAAGCUGGGAUCUUGAAAGCUGGGAUUUUAAAAGCUGGGAUCUCGAAAGCUGGGAUCUUAAAAGCUGGGAUCUUAAAAGCUGGGAUCUCGAAAGCUGGGAUCUUGGAAGCUGUUGUAUAAUCUUGAAAGCUGGGAUCUUGAAAGCUGGGAUCUGGAGAGCUGUUGCGUAA